This is a messenger RNA of Dunckerocampus dactyliophorus (ringed pipefish), 3508 nucleotides long. RefSeq names its product cytohesin 3a (gene cyth3a). Gene Ontology annotation, biological process: regulation of ARF protein signal transduction. The record is from RefSeq and is a predicted model, not a curated record. Gene Ontology annotation, molecular function: guanyl-nucleotide exchange factor activity. NCBI's taxonomy places the organism in Eukaryota, Metazoa, Chordata, Actinopteri, Syngnathiformes, Syngnathidae. The transcript has 13 exons. The coding region runs from base 1671 to 2726 and encodes 351 amino acids.
UUAUUGAAGAUGAAUGGAUGGACCCUCUUCAUCAAAUUGCUGGCACUCGCAACUUUCUUUGGUCCCAUGCCGGGUUAUUUAGAAGUCACACUCAAUAAAAAUGGACGCACAGUGAAUCAGCAAUGUGUUGGGUGCUUUGCCACAAUUUUCAACAAAAACAAGGUUUGAGUACUGUAAUAAUAUUUGAAUGUUUUGAAUAACAUUGUCAGCGAGGUAUUCAUUUAACAAUAUUGAUGUUAUUGUGCUUUGCAUUGGUGUAAUGUUUUGGUCGCCACUGUCUUGCAGUACAGUUUUACAGCACUGUAGUCAAACUAUUAAACAUACUGUUAUACUACCUCUCUGACAAUUCACUCAAACAGAAUAAUCACAACAUAAACUAUAGACAAUAUGAGGAUGUCCACUGGGAUACAUUAUGGUUGUCUGUGACCCCGAAUGUGAAGUUAUCAGCUGUACAGAACAAGAAGAACCAAAAAGAGCAUUAAUGCUAAAAUAAUAUGGUAAAAUAAGAGUAGCACAGUACUUGUAGCAUUAAUGGAGGCAUAUGUUGCUAGGCCUUGAGUAAAUACUGUAUGCUUUAUAGUACAGGUCCACAGACACAAGCAUAUCCCUCAUUUAACUGAAUAUAGGCCAGAAACUUCCACAAAAUGUUGAAAAAAGAGGAGCCUUGAAAGUUUUUCCUCUUACAAGCGCUUAAUUGGCUUUUAAUAUCCAGUAUAGUUGCAAAAGGGCCUGCGGUAACAACCGCUAAUUAACAUCUUUAUUUUCAGUCUCUUUGUCACCGUGCUUUCACAGCAGAUGGGAAUAAGACUGAAACAUGGCCUAAAGUUAACAUGUGUUAAAAACAGGAAAUCCCACAGCUGUUUUCGUUUUCACAGUUUACCUGACUCUAAACACAGCAUUUCAGGAUUACAUAAAUAAGUUAGGAGGUCAAUGAAAUGUGUGCCGACUCUUCUCUUAACAAGCUGUCAAAGUAAAAGUGGGAUAGAUGCUUCCCGCUAAACUUGGUGACCUUGUUUUAUUAAGUUUAGGGAGGGACAGUAUCUAGCGAUUGUCUCCCUAAACAACAUGUAGGCGAUAUUAGCCCCGUGGAGAGAUUUGUGCUGCUUUUGCUUAAUGAAGCAAGAUCAAACAUGCUUAAUGUGCCUUAGUAGGAUGGAGAAGAUUGAGAUAAAGAAACACAGGUUUAAUAGUGACUCAUCGUCUCUGCUUUCUCAUGUUUUUCCUGGAGCUGUAAACGCCUCCAAGCUUGGGGGCCGCAUUAAAUCACCAAAUUCAGUGCGGGAGAAACUUAAUCUGGAUUGGUUUUAUUAAUAGAAUUAUCCCCUGGGCCAAGUCACUUUGAAGUGGUUUAAUUAAAACCCUUUUCCUCUUUCUCGAGUUAAUUAAGACUGAAGACGUAGCCUCGUGAUGUGUGUUGCUCCAGCUUGAGCGAGGUGAAACCGUCAGUGGCGCAGCAGCAGCGAUGUGCAAAAGUGCUUUCCCGAUGUUUUACUGAGCCUUCACAGCUCCAAGGUGCCAGAUUGGAUCCAGUGCCGGCAAUGCCUCAACGUGCCUUUUGAUUGCCCGAGGAUCUCUCCCUGGAGGAGAGAGAUGAGCUCUGCAACAUCCGGCGCAGGAAGAGGGAGCUGCUCGACGACAUUGAGAGGUUGAAGUUCGAGAUUGCAGAGGUCAUGACAGAAAUUGAGCAGCUGACGUGCGUUGGUGAGAGUAAAACAUCCCAGAGAAACAAGCAGAUCGCAAUGGGCAGAAAGAAAUUCAACAUGGAUCCUAAAAAGGGCAUCCAGUUCCUGCUGGAGAACGACCUCCUUCAGCACACUCCAGAAGACAUCGCCCAGUUCCUCUAUAAAGGCGAGGGUCUCAACAAGACCGUCAUCGGGGACUACCUAGGCGAGCGGGAUGACUUUAACAUCAAGGUGCUCCAGGCUUUUGUGGAGCUGCAUGAGUUUGCAGACCUCAACCUCGUCCAGGCGCUACGGCAGUUCCUGUGGAGUUUCCGUUUGCCGGGUGAAGCUCAGAAGAUCGACCGCAUGAUGGAGGCCUUUGCGUCACGCUAUUGCCAGUGCAACCCCGGGGUCUUCCAGUCCACAGACACUUGCUACGUGCUGUCAUUCGCUAUCAUCAUGCUAAACACCAGCCUGCAUAACCCCAAUGUCAGAGACAAGCCCCCCGUGGAGCGUUUUAUCUCCAUGAACAGAGGCAUCAACGAAGGAGGAGAUCUUCCAGAGGAGCUUCUCAGGAACCUCUACGACAGCAUCAAAAACGAGCCAUUUAAAAUCCCGGAGGAUGACGGGAAUGAUCUGACGCACACGUUCUUCAACCCCGACAGAGAAGGCUGGCUUUUAAAGCUUGGCGGCAGGGUGAAGACGUGGAAGAGGAGGUGGUUUAUACUGACCGACAACUGCCUGUAUUACUUUGAAUACACAACUGAUAAAGAGCCACGUGGGAUUAUCCCCCUGGAGAACCUCAGUAUCCGAGAGGUGGAUGAGCCUAGAAAACCUAACUGCUUUGAGCUCUACAACCCCAACCACAAAGGUCAAGUGAUCAAGGCCUGCAAAACUGAAGCGGACGGGCGGGUCGUGGAGGGCAACCACGUCGUUUACAGGAUAUCGGCCCCCACACCGGAGGAAAAGGAGGAAUGGAUCAAAUCAAUCAAAGCCAGCAUCAGCAGGGAUCCUUUCUACGACAUGUUGGCCACCAGGAAGAGGAGGAUUGCCAACAAGAAAUAACCAAAGACCUCCAGCUGUAACAGAUCUCCAUUUGCAUCACUGCCACUGACAUCUGCUGUGUGUUGAGUGACUUUCCUACGUGGGAACUCCUUAAAACUACUCACCUGUGCACAAGUUUACCAGCAAAAGAUGAGCGGAAUGAGGAUGGAACUAGACUUUUUUUGCAGUUAAUGUGCGGAUGGCGCCUGUUGGACUUAUGAGGAACUACGCGUAAUGGCGCCCUCUGCUGGGCUCAUAAUGAACUACGACUAUGAUCCUGUGAGAUGCCUCAAUCAAAGUAAUCAGCUGGUCUGAUUUGUAUGCAAAACGCACCGAUUUUUUUUUAAUUUACGCCUAAUAUUUCAUGAUAUUGUUGGAAAACUGGUUAGCGACUUAACUAAUUUGCACCUUCUAAAGUAUCAAUUCCCAUCAAAGUUGUAAACAUUUUAUGAAGCUCCACCUUUUUGUGACAAUUUUAUGGUAAUUUAUUUUGGUUUUAACAAAAUCACCAAUUUACAGUCUGCAUGAAAAUGAUGUACAUAGUGUUUUUUCCCCUCUUUUACGUAGCUUGUAAAUCCUUCUAUGGUCAUGAUAGGACCAUAGAUUAUAAUACACCGUUAAUUCACUUUCACAAUCAGAGGCCCAAAUGCCUCCAAAUACAUGUGGUAUCCCUAAAGUUAUUUUUAGCAGGUGAAUACAGAUGCAAACAUGACGAUGGGGUCGAAACCAAAACAAUCUGAAAUGAUCUGACUGCUCUCGGCAGUUCUUUGGUUAUUUCAAAAGUCAUGUAAUUUUUCUUCUUC